AUGUCUCGCCUUGAAGCUAAAAAGCCUCCGUUAUUUAUUAGCGAGCCACUAACUAGAGAUGCAGUGAGUCAGUCGCUGUCUCUGCUGAGUGGGAUAUUAAAAUCUUCCUACGGUCCUGCUGGUCGACUCAAGCAGCUGCACAAUGGUGUGGGGGGCUGUGUUUGUACCACUUCCCAGUCCUCAGCCCUCCUGGGGCGCCUUUCCCUCAGCCAGCCCGUGCUGCGUGUCCUGACAGCCUCUGUACGGAACCACGUGUCACGUUUCAGUGACUGUGGCUUGUUCACUGCCAUCCUGUGCUGUGGCUUCAUUGAAAAUUUCAGGAGCCUGAAUGUUGCACCUUUUACUGUCAUUAAAAUAAGCAAGCAUCUUCUGAGUCUGUGCAUGGACCACCUGAAAUCUGAGGCCUGUGGUUGCCGGGUGUCUGUGGAUUUUAGCAGUGUUGAGACCCUUGUUUGUUUGGUUCGGAGCAUUUUAACAAGCAAACCUGCUUGCAUGCUUAAUAAAACUGAAGUUGAUCAUCUCACCUCACUGGUUUUAAGGGCUUUUCUAUUUACUGUUCCAUGUCACGUUGGGACUAAUGCUGUUUUAGGGAAGUGUGUGGUAAUACCUGUGAAGGGUGGAAGAGUUGUGGAUUCUACAGUUCUUCCUGGACUGCUGAUAGAAGCACCAGAAGUCCAGCUGGGAAAACCACUUGCUGUCAAAAGGACUGGUUCAAACAUGAUCAAGAUUGCCCUUUUCAGUGUGUCCAUGUCAGGGGACGGCUCCAGCCCUGAGGAAGGAACUAUAGCGGUCCAUCACGGAGUUUCUCUGCAGGUGUCGGAGCUGAAUCAGUUGCUGAACGUGGGGAGGCAGCUGGUUAAGGAUGAGGUGGGCCUGGUGGUGUGCCAGAAGGUGAUGCAUCCCUCCUUGAAGCAGUACCUGGAGGAGCAGGGUGUGGUGGCUGUGGACAGGGCCGGGCUGUCCCUGAUGGAGCCGCUGGGCCGUGUGACAGGUUCACAGCCUAUAGCUUCCAUACAUUCGUUGCCUCCUGGCUGUUAUGGCAGCUUGAAAGAUUUGUGCGUUGAGAGUUUUGCUUCAAAGCAUUUUCUACAUCUAAUUCCUGGGGACACAGUUAUCUGCAGCCUGAUACUCUGUAACAGAAGUGAAACAGCAUGGGAUGAGUUGAAGCGUGUCUGUGAAACUGCAGAACACGUGUUGCAGUUAACAGUGAAGGAACCUUUGGCAUUAUUAGGAGGGGGCUGUACAGAAACUCACCUGGCUUCAUACCUAAGACACAAGAGCUGCAGCCUGCCUGCCAGCACCCUCAGAGACCUGGGCUGUUCUCAGACACAGUACCGCCUGGUCGCUGAGGGGUUUUGCCGCGCCCUCGAGUCUGUAGCUCGCGCUCUGAGUCACGACGGAGAGGAAGUCCUGACAGAUGCGGUGUAUGGGCACUGCUGGUUUGUUCCCCCUGCUUCUCCCUGUGUCUCCAGGUGGUCAGAUUUAGUUUCCAAAUGCAGCUGUGGGGUGAGUGGUAGCACAGAGGAGCUUGGCUGGAGCUUUGUGCAGGGCCAGUCUGGCUCUCCUGUUUUACAGGGCUGCCCUCAAGAGCCCCCAGUGAAGGCUGCUGACCUCCGCGUUCUGGAUUGCUUUGCUGCCAAGUGCAGCGGCCUGCAAGUAGCUCUGGAGACAGCCAACCUGAUUUUGGAUCUCUCGUACAUAAUUGAAGAUCAAAAUUAGCUCUGAUCUAACAUGAUUUGUGUUGUUUAGCAAGACAACACUGAAUUGAAGGCAGGCUAAUGUAUAACGUGUUAAAAUAUUUGAAUGGGUUAGAGGGUGGACAGCAGACAGAAAUUUUAAAUUCAACAGCUGGCCAUUGAAUACUCCUCUCAUUGUUAAUCUGCUGUGCUCUCAAGCAUUUUCAAAUGUUCAACCUGUUCCCUCUGCAUUAAGGAAAGUUUUGGAUGUUGGUUAGCUGUGUGGCAUCUUCAAAGGAAUGGGAAAAAUGGAUUCACUUGCUGAGAAAAUGUUAUGUAUUAGGACUUAUACAGUCUCAGCAAAAGCUUUACACAUCUAAAGAGACUUUUAUAUUACAGCAGAAUUGAAUCACUGGUAUUUUUAAUUUUGUAGGUAAAAAAGGCUUAGCAGAUACCUUGAGCCACUUGUUUUUAAUUUUGCCCUGAAGUUUUUGUCACCGUAUACUAUAUGCAUAUGCAGUUUCUAUUUCUAAAUGGUGAAAGAUUUAAAUUCAUAUAUGUAAUUUAUUUAGCAAGUUAGAAAAACUCAACCUGUAGCUCUUAAGGUAGCAGGUAGAUAAUAGAAGAUUUGAAAAUAAAUGGCAGACUGGGUGGAAAAAACUUUUGUCAAGUGGACCUUGAUUAUCUUCUGUGGAAUACAGGGCAGUCUAUAAUGAAUUUUCUAUCAUUCAAGCAAAGCUGCAAGAAUGUCCCACUUACCAUUCAAUUAACUCUUUGACUGUGCAUGGCUUCUUUUAAUGAAGUAAGGCUUUAAGCUGCUCAGACUUGUUUUGAUCUUUAAAUAAGACUGUAGACAGAAUGAUCAAAACUUUUUCUUAUUCUCAGCUUGCAUGCAAGAUCAAAAAGGGUGCUACAUUUUCUUACUUAAGCUCAUUUUCUUUGCCACUUUUCUUCUUCCUCUUUGUUUUCAGUGACAGGGGACAAAUCAUGCAUGGUGCAUUUCCAGAAAACGUCCGACUCAGUUAUCGUCUAGUCUGCUUAUUUUUUCCUGCUCUCUUAAGAUUUUAAUAUAUUUGUUUACUGCAUAUAAGCAGUAGAAUUGUUAUAUAUAACUCAGUUUUGAAAUAUAUAAUUAAAACCUGAUCUUUCCUGGCCUUCUGUACAAAGUUCUUUUAAUUUUGAGAACAUAAGUAAUCAUUUUCUCCCUGGGAAAAAAAAUGAAGAGUUAUUUAAAGUUCUUUAUCCUUUUAUGACCUGAAAUGAUUGCUUCAGUGCUGUAAGGCAUACUUUGGGGACUUGUGCAAGAAUGUUACAAGGUUUGAGAAUGGAGGCUGCUGAAAGCUGGUUUGAAAGCUAAUAAGGCUGCUUUCAUAUCUUGAUCCUCCCAUAUGCCAUGAACUAUCUGAAAACAUCAGGAAUAAUGAAGCCACAUGAUGGUGCACAUCUAAAGGCACAGAAGAAUCUUGGUAAUACUUCAUCUAAUUAUGACUCUCCAGCUCAGAGUGCUGAAUUAUACUAUUUGACUUCCUAUAAUAGCAGCUUGUUAUGCAGUGUGGAAAAUGUUCAGUUUAGUGACUACAGCUGUGAAGUGAAAAUUAAAACAAUAUUCAAGCAGAA
Molecule: messenger RNA, 3293 nt
Organism: Zonotrichia leucophrys gambelii
Lineage: Eukaryota; Metazoa; Chordata; Aves; Passeriformes; Passerellidae
Gene: MKKS
Product: MKKS centrosomal shuttling protein
Exons: 4
Coding region: 1-1719 (572 amino acids)
Biological process (GO): intracellular transport; protein folding; chaperone-mediated protein complex assembly
Cellular component (GO): kinociliary basal body; cytoplasm; nucleus
Molecular function (GO): ATP binding
Source: RefSeq, a predicted model, not a curated record